CGCUGGUGCAAGGUGUAGUUGCAACGAGUUGUCGAGUAACAACCCCGCAGUUAAAAGUAACUUUAAUCUCUGCUGGAGAUCCGAAGAACUUUCUCCGCGUGGUAUUAGAUUAGCAUAAGUUUUGCGCCUGGUGAUAGUGAUGUGAGGAGAUCAUCCAGGAUGACUUUGCUGGCAGGUGACAGUUCGGACUAUGAUUACAGCGCCCUUAGCUGUGGUUCCGACACCUCUUUUAAUCAAACAGUCUACAAUGAAACACAAACUUUGAAAGGUGUUUUUUAUAAUAGAGCUCACCUCAUUUCUCCUCAAGAAGACUUGUAUGGCAGUGCACUCCCAGGGGAUCGCAAACAUCAUGUUGUAAUAAAUGUUGGAGGAAUAAAGUACUUAUUACCAUGGACCACACUGGAUGACUUUCCUUUAACACGCCUAGGACAACUUCGAUUUUGUCAUACCUUUGAUGAAAUAAUGAAAAUUUGUGAUGAUUAUGAUGUGACAUCCAAUGAAUAUUUCUUUGAUCGAAAUCCAGGUGCCUUUAAAACCAUACUGACUUUCCUAAGGGCUGGGAAGUUGAGACUUUUGAGGGAAAUGUGCGCCCUUUCUUUCCAAGAAGAGUUGCUAUAUUGGGGCAUCGAAGACGACAACCUGGAGUGGUGCUGCCGUCGCCGAUACCUGCAAAAAAUUGAGGAAUUUGCAGAAAUGAAUGCUAUUGAGGAAGAUCUGGUAGAAGGUGAAAAGUUGGUUGAUUUGGUAGAGUCAUCGAAAUGUAAUCAAUUCAUGACAAAGCUCAGGGACAUGGUGGAAAACCCCCAGUCAGGGCUUCCAGGAAAAAUCUUUGCCUGUCUCUCUGUUAUAUUUGUGACGAUUACUGUAGUUAAUCUAUCCAUCAGUACCAUGCCUGACCUCAGAGCAGAAGAGGAUAAAGGUAUAUGCUCCCAGAAGUGUUACAACAUUUUCAUCGUGGAAACUGUAUGUGUAGGUUGGUUUUCUGUAGAGUUUGUGUUACGUUUCAUUCAGGCCCGCAGCAAAUUUGUUUUCCUAAGGACUCCUCUGAAUAUCAUUGACAUCGUAGCUAUCUUACCCUAUUACAUUACGCUCCUGGUGGACACCACUUCGAUGGAGAAUGGAAAACCUGGAGGAGGAAGCAGUUACCUUGACAAGGUGGGGCUGGUUCUGCGAGUCCUACGUGCCUUAAGGAUUUUGUAUGUCAUGCGCCUUGCCAGGCACUCCUUGGGACUACAGACUCUGGGACUAACAGCUCGCAGGUGCACUCGUGAAUUUGGUCUACUCCUUUUGUUCUUGUGUGUGGCCAUUGCGCUUUUCGCUCCAUUGCUAUACCUUAUUGAAAAUGAAAUGGCUAGCUCUCAGGAGUUCACAAGUAUACCAGCAUGUUACUGGUGGGCAGUAAUCACCAUGACAACUGUGGGCUAUGGAGACAUGGUGCCACGAAGUAUCCCAGGUCAAGUGGUGGCUCUAAGCAGCAUUUUAAGUGGCAUUCUUCUCAUGGCCUUCCCUGUAACCUCCAUAUUUCACACUUUCUCUCGCUCAUAUGUGGAGUUAAAGCAAGAACAGCAAAGAGAUCAAAGGAGAUUACACAUCAUGGUUAAAUCUAAAUCACAGAUAAAUAACAUAUGAUGAUAAACUGAAAGUAUAUUUCUUAGUCACUCUUCAGAUCCCAGAUAAGUUAUUGUUUUGAGUUGAGCAG
Messenger RNA from Mobula hypostoma (lesser devil ray), 1699 nucleotides. RefSeq names its product potassium voltage-gated channel, subfamily G, member 1 (gene kcng1). Gene Ontology annotation, cellular component: membrane; voltage-gated potassium channel complex. The record is from RefSeq and is a predicted model, not a curated record. Gene Ontology annotation, molecular function: delayed rectifier potassium channel activity; protein binding. NCBI's taxonomy places the organism in Eukaryota, Metazoa, Chordata, Chondrichthyes, Myliobatiformes, Myliobatidae. The transcript is spliced from 3 exons. The coding region runs from base 160 to 1629 and encodes 489 amino acids. Gene Ontology annotation, biological process: protein homooligomerization; potassium ion transmembrane transport; regulation of delayed rectifier potassium channel activity.